GGUAGCCCACCUCAGGAGCCAUGUCGCACGACAACGGCAGUCCCAGAGCAGUCCUCUUCUGGUUCGUUCUUCUUGAUUUCGCGAUUCAGUGGACUGCCUGCCUCUUCUCCGCCAUUUUUCAGACGGAGCUUUUUUUCGAUCUGACCGGCUCCUGCACGUUCCUUCUCGGCGCCUUCCUUUCGCUUGCCAUAGGCGGAUCGCUGCAUCAGAGACAGGUGGUCGCAUCAUCGCUCGUUUCAAUCUGGGCCGUUCGUCUCGGCACCUUCCUCUUCACUCGCAUCCUCCGCAGGGGUAAGGACUCUCGCUUCGAUGGCGUGAGGGAUCAGCCCAUCUUCCUCAUGAUGUUCUGGACCGUGCAGGGCAUGUGGGUGCUCAUCGUCUCACUGCCGCUGCUCGUGCUCAAUGCCUCUCAUCCCCAGCCGCCCUGGCUUUCUGCUACAGACGUUGCAGGAUUGGCUCUAUGGUCAGUUGGCUUCCUCGUCGAGACGAUAGCCGACCAUCAGAAGCUACUCUUUAGCCUACGCCAGGAGAACGAGGGCAAUUGGAUAGCAAGUGGCUUAUGGAGCUGGAGCCAGCACCCGAACUAUUUUGGGGAGAUUCUCCUCUGGUUCGGCCUCUACCUUCUCACCUUCUCCGGCCUCUCCCCUCUGUAUCGCAUCACAUGUCUUGCAAGCCCUCUCUUCACGCUCUAUGCACUUGUGCGCAUGAGUGGGAUUCCUCUGUUGGACAAGGCGUCUCAACGGCGAUGGGGAAAGGAUGCGGCAUAUCAAGCUUAUCGUAAUUCGACAUCCGUCCUCGUUCCUUGGCCGUGGCCUGUGAACAAUAGCCCGGCCGAGAACCAUACUCAUGCAGAAUGAUAUCUGUCUUACAAGGAAAAAGUGCGUGUAUUUGGUGAAUCAGGGUAUGUUUUCCAAUGCGUUGAAAUGCAAUUCAAGUACGGUACCGUAGCUCCAUUUGCUAGGCAUAAUUUUGGCACUCUGGAAUGCCCGAGUCCACUAAGUGACUGGUCUGUUUUUCUCAGGGUCUGGAGAGAACAAUCAGAGUCACAUGUUCUUAUUGUUAAAUUAUAUGCUUGAUAUAUAUAUAUAAUGGUAGGCUUGGUAGUA
Molecule: messenger RNA, 1106 nt
Organism: Closterium sp. NIES-67
Lineage: Eukaryota; Viridiplantae; Streptophyta; Zygnematophyceae; Desmidiales; Closteriaceae
Source: the annotation of a GenBank genome assembly